AUGACGGAUCAAGAAGCUGCUACAUAUGCAGAAUUGCAUGAAGUUGGUGCUGAUACCACAGCGGAUGCUCAGCUUGUUGGCGAGGCUAGUGCAACUGCUCUCCAUGACGAGGAUGCCGAAGGAGAGCCAGAGAAAGAGCCUACCCCCCCACCUGUUGCAUUGCCAAAAACUCCUAAAGCCAAGCCGACACGCAAAGGUAAGGCGACCAAGGAGACACCAGCUGCUGCCGGCUCAGAUGCGAUUGUUCCCCCCAGCUCAAUCGUUCCAGCCAAAGCCGCUGCUCCGGAAGAGAAAAGCCCAGACAAGAAACGCAAGCGAGCUACCAAAAAGUCAACAGAGGUUGCUGAGGAACAGGUGGAAACACCAAAGAGCCAGCCCAAGAAUUCGAGGAAGAAGAAGGCCAAAGCUGAUGCUUAG
Messenger RNA from Glarea lozoyensis ATCC 20868, 417 nucleotides. RefSeq lists its product as uncharacterized. The record is from RefSeq and is a predicted model, not a curated record. The coding region runs from base 1 to 417 and encodes 138 amino acids. The transcript has a single exon. Lineage: Eukaryota; Fungi; Ascomycota; Leotiomycetes; Helotiales; Helotiaceae.